UCGCGGCUCGAGCGGCAACGAAACAAGGAUUUUCCUACUGACAACAUGGCGUCUGGUGAUGGGGAUGACUCACUUUACCCGAUUGCUGUACUUAUAGAUGAACUGAGAAACGAAGAUGUUCAGGUACUGACAUAUUCCUUGUUAGUUUUUUGUUCGUUUUUUCCCCUUUCUUGUGUUAUUUCUUGAAUGGUUUUAUCCUCUAAUGUGCGUGAGCUUCCAGUCACAGGGCUGAUUUUUGUUGUAAAACUUUAUAGUUGCGGCUGAAUUCCAUCAAGAAACUAUCAACUAUUGCCUUGGCCCUGGGGGUAGAAAGAACAAGAAGUGAACUUAUACCUUUCCUUACAGGUAAAUUAACUUGUGGAGUGAAUAAGCGGUUGAAUUGAAGGAAUUUAGGAUUGAUUUGCGAGCAAGUAUAAGCUUACAUUUCUCCGAUCUUGAAUUUGGGAAUGGUAUUCUUGAUAGCAACCAAAUUCGCAAAAUUAUUUUUAUUUGUUUGCGGUCACGAAGUCGUUUCAUCUUAAAUCUAUUUCACAAGUGUUGCUUUCGCCUAACUACUUAAAAACCCUAUUCUAUUUUUACCGUGAGCAGUUUGAUACUUGAGUGUAAGCUUAUCUUUUUUUCUUAGCUCAAUAUAUUCUGGAAAACUUUUUCUUAGAUUGACAGUGCUCAGUUCGUUUUGUAGUGUUCUUGUCGGCAUGGACUCCAAAAGCUUACUGCACAGACUUUAUUUGGGAGGAGAUUACUGGAAUCAUGUAAUUCAUAUAAUAAUGUAUUUAUUAAGAAAUAAGACUCAAGUACAGUCUAUCUUGUGCACAGCUACAUGUCUUCUAGACUAGUAGACCUAUUAGUGCAGUAAGAUAAGAGCAUACAUUCUAGUUUCUUCGUUUGAUCAUUUCAAGUUUUCUGCAUUGUAAGGGUAGCUUGUUAAUCAGGCAGUUUCCAAAGUGCGUGGUUGUCAAAAUACAGUGAAACACCAACCACCCGCCAGAAGUGACCACCUAUUGAAAAAGCCAAAAUUUUCUCAGUCAAAUCACUGGAGAUGGAACCUUCAACUUGUAAACAACCACAUCUUGUAGGCAACCACAACCACUCUUUUGGAUGACAGUUUUAGAAUUUUCCAUUGUUUUUAUCCUCGUCUAAGCGAUCACUCAAGGCAUGGUUUGAUCCCUAUGUUUGUUGUAUGUACUACAGUGUGAAGAACUUUAGAGACGACAUGAAAUGCAUAUCAUGAAGAAGGAAUUGCAUGCUUUGAACUGACCCUUCCACGGUUUUUUCAACUUUGACUGGGACCAGUUAUUUAAAUAACUGAGAAGAAAGUUCUGCCUUUGUAAUGACAUCUGCACUUGUUAGACGUUCUAGUCUUCUCGGAUAAGGAUGAAAACCGUAGGUCCCGUCUUACAGCACUUUCUCUGGUUUGUUCUUGAGGGAUGUAAAAGAACCCAUAUCACUUUUCGAAAAGAGUAGGGGUUGUAGACCUCAGUGGUGUGGCCAACCUUUACGGAUUGAGGGAUUCGGUAGGGAUGGCACAUCGCAUGGGACCUGAGUCCCGUUUGUGCACAUUCCCUCUGGGCAGGCUUGUGUCCAGAAAAGCUGGUUCAAAAAAAAAAAAGAACGUACGGAUCAAAAGCACUUGUGUGUACAAGCAAACAGGCAAAGUUAAGUUUACGUUUUUAGGUGAUUAAAGAGGACAAAUGCAAGGUUUUUGACCUUGAAGUUUGGAAAAUUGACUCAGUAUUUUUGUAUCAAGUCUAUCUUUUGAACUAUCAAAACUGUUUUUAUAUCUGUAAAGGUAUGUAUUUACAAGUGUACAACAUAAAUUAAAAGGAGACUGAAUGAAUUGUUUUUGCGAGCCUUCCAAAAAUUACCACAAAACAUACAGCAAAAAAUAGGGAUGCGUAGAUAUCGCUGAAUAAAUGAGAAACGAGUGUAGCUUUUGUGUUCGUAGCAAGAUAGAAAACGCUACAAACUUCCAAAAGUAAAAUUAGCAUACCGUAUAUCACAUGUAAUUUGAAACCUCUUGCAUUUCCAUGGAUGGCGACUUUUUAUCAGUUUUUACUUCAUGCAAUAGCAACCAAACUUGUCUAACGCUGGGGAAAACUUCAUGAUUUUAACAUCAAAGGUUUUUCGAAGACUAUUAAAUUUAUUCAAUGCCAUUUUCAACGAGAAACUUCAACUGCACUGCAGCGGAUCAGAAGUCCCCGAAGCGAAUUUCAACUAGUGCUUGUUUGUUUUAUCGGCGGAAAUAUUUUUUUGCCUGUGGCCGGCGACCAAACAUUUUGCGUUUUUGUUUCAAAAGUGCAGAACGAGCAGGGAAUUUUAAUGUUUGUUCACCAGAAAUUAGCCUGAGAAUCAAAGUUUUAGGCACCUGUUUAUCCCCCUGUUUGAAAUUUUGGUGGCCCACAGGUAAAUCAUAGGCAUGGCGACCAGGCACCCGUUAGGCAGCAGCCUUGGGAUUUGUUCAAAACUAACAAAUAUUAGCUUCGUAAAGUCAAGGAAUUGUACAGUUUUACUUUUACUGUAUUAAUCUGCAAAGGCGGUAACCAUCGCGCAGAUGUUGUUUGUAUCGUAGGGGCAGAUUCCCCGGGGGAGUUUGUGCCCCUUACCAUACAAACAUCUUAAAGAUUUUAUUGACUUCAUAGAGCAAUACCGUUGCUCUCUUUGGACGUAUUUCCUUUAAAGUUGGUAAGUUUCCUUAUUUUAGGUAAAAAAAGGAGAAAAAAUUGUGUAAGGGUCUACAUGUAUUCUUUCCCAAAAUGUAGAAUAGUGUUUGGACCUCUAUUACGAAGAGACUCCUUUUGGUUUGCAUCUUGUAAGUGACCACCUCAGGCAAGGGACCACUAAAUUUUUGCAUUUUGGGUGGCGGUUUAUGGGAAGUUGGAGUUUAUUAAUUAACUUGUCCUACGACAUGAAAGUAAAUCCUUCAAACUUUCGAUUUAUAUUUAACCAUUUAAAAACAGUGGCUGAUCCAGUCCCUGAGACCAAGUGACUGACACUUGCCAUUUCACAUUUAUUUUUACAACCACUACAUUAGUUUGUAGUACAUGUGUAGCUACUGGUAAGUCAAAUUUCACAAUAAUUGGUAAUUUUGUUACAUCACUCCUGACUGGAAGGUUUGUGUUUCCAAUUUAGAUACAAUUUAUGACGAAGAUGAAGUUUUAUUGGCCCUUGCAGAGCAGGUAUGUAUUUUGGUUAGUUAGACCCUGCCAUCAUACAUGUAAAACUUGUUUUUGCAUUGUGAGAAGUCAAUUAAAUAUGUGUACAGAGAUCAUAGGCCCCAUUUCAAUCAAACUUGAUGUGCUUUUGAUGGCAACUUUGCAACCGACUGCAUGUACCAACUCAUCAUCACGUUCUUUGGAUAUAAUGACGAUGUGUUCAGGGAUUGCAAAUUUUAUUGAUGAGUGGAGUCACUGUGACUUCCGCUUCACAAAUUUUGGAGUCAUUUUGGAAAAUUUGGAGUCAAGUAUCACAACGAAAAAAGCCAUUUUCAGACUUUACAGCACGUGGUCCUGGCAUGAAUAACUAUCGUGAUGGAGACACGGUGUAGCUGUGGGGGUCCACUGACCUAGAAAGCUCAAAUCCAUGAUCACGGUCAUCGAGUAAACUUUGAUCGUAAUUUACCCUCUUCCUGUUUUGUCGUGCAGUAUCAUUCUUUAAUUUUGAUGAUUUAAUUAAGGUUUGCAACGUUUACAAUUAACGUAAAUUGCAUUUGUUGCGAAAAAGGUAGAGACAAAACUGUGUGUGUUACCGAAAAUUUCUGGAGUUGAAGUGGCUCCCUGUUUGUUACUGAAAAUUUCUGAAGUCGAAGUGACUCCCUCCGUAACCUCUGUGGAGUCAUCUGAUCAAUUUUGGCGUAAAAUACGCCAAAUUUGGCGUAUUUGCGAACCCUGAUGUGUUGUUUUGUUUCUUUUUUGUAGCUUGGUACAUUCACCCCAUUGGUUGGUGGACCUGAAUAUGUGCACUGCUUACUGGUAAGUUCUCCCAAACAGUGACUUUGUAGUCAACUAUUGCCAUGCGAAAACUUCCUUAUCACAGAGGGAAUGACAGAGGGAAGGACACAAUAUAAGAUAAUGUAUUAUAUAUAAUAUAUGCCCGAUAUGUACAGAUCAAUCAGUAAGAAUCUUAAUUACAAAAGCCUGCGAGGUACAACACUUGGAGGGGAAACUGAAACUAUAACAUGAAACAAAAUAUAUAUAAGAGUUCAUAAAAUGUCCCUAUAAGGCACUGCUGGGAAACAUUGUUUGAACGAAAAAGUCUGUCCACCAGAGGCAAGCAUAAAUACAACAUGUAAGGGUCAGAUCACCAGUCUCUUUGGAGUUUGAUGAGUUCAGCUGGAAUUCCGCACUUGAAGAUGAAUGUAGCGCCUCCACAACAUAGACUCACUUGAGAAAUCCUGAGGAUCCAAAGAGACCAAAGAAGCUAAUCACUUGAUACUAGUGUUGAGAGACUUCGCUGUGAUGCAGUCUAACUGGUUGGAAGUGGUUGUGAAGGUGAAGAGAGGGUAUGUUGUGGGAGCACAAACGUAGGGCAGUGGUGAUCCUGGGAUGUUAGGAACUGGAACAACAACGCUACCUCAAGAUAACACAAAGUGUGAAGAAAAGGUGUCCAGAAAAUUUGGGACAAAAUUGGCUGUUCUGAAGAACGUGAAGAAACCAACGAGGAAGGCAGACCACAAAACCAAAUGGGUGGAGUCACGGAGGUUGAGGUGAAAAACUUCAACAAGAUUGAUGGUGAGAGCAGGGUGCAAAGAAAGUCAGUUUUACAGCCUGCCAUUCGGACAAGCUGUAGCUAGCAUGCACCAGCCCACAAGUCAUUUCAACUAGCCCCAAAACCCUUUUUGAUUAGCGGGAUUGAUUACAAUCCUUCUGUAAUUUGAAUUUCCCCAAAAAACCACACUUGCCCGUUGGGCAAGUUAAGAACAAAUAUCUCUAGACCAAUAGCAAAAUCCACUAGCCCUGGGCUAUUAGACACGACUUUCUUUGCAUGCUGGGUGAUAGGGGAGCUUUGCGGGGAGGAACGUGAAUCAUAGACUUUUUUACCCUUUCUGUGUCAAAAUGGCCAAGGACAUGCAAAUGAUGGAGAGUACUUAGAUCUAUUGUUUAUAGUCUGAUAUGAAGUGACGGAACAACUGACCAAAGUGACAAAAGCAGUAAUGGUGGACAGGGAGGCAGGAAAUGGUCAAAGCUCAUAAAAUUGACAGAACUUGAGAUAAGAGUUCCACACUAAACAAGAGUUUUGUGUAGUGGCAUUCGAGAGGGUGAAUGCUUGGGCUUAGUGAAUGUGAUGUUGCAGAUCACUGUGAAGGAAACCUGAAACAAAGUGAACAGGGGGUUACCACUGGCAUUUGAACUGAGACAAAUCAAAGGAACAAAAGUACUCAGACAAAUUAUCGCGAUAAAGGGAUGCGGUGUCAUGAAAGAAGGCAAAAAAAAAUCUGGGUCAGUAUCCCAGUGACAAAGAUUUGGCAAGAGUGUUUUUGCUGGCUAUGGACAAUGCGCAUAGCUCAAAAUUGAAGAGGGAAGAAUAAAACCAAAGCUCACGCAGACAUGACUGAAUGAAAGGGAUGCAAGAAUGACCCAAAAUGAUGGCAAGUUCAGUGUUCUGACUAUAAGUAAUGACCAAUAUCCAUUAACCACAGAGCACCUGGGAGGGUCGAGGGGUAGAUCUAAAAACAGAUGAAAUUCCAGAUCAAGGCACCAUUGUAGAAGCAGAGGCUACUGAGAUAGAAGAAGGUCUUCAGAUGAUGGACACAGAGACCAGAGCGCAGUUGAUGUAAAUGAGCACUUUGAGUCAGUUACUUUUGAAUCAAUUGAAGUUGAUGCAUGUGAUCCUCCAAACUGAAAUACAGUGUAAUAUUAAGCAUGAAGUGUUUGUUGAAGUAAACAUUAACCUCCACACAGAAAGCAAUCAACGUGCUGCACUUAUAGCAAAGUUAGACACAGGAGCACAAGGAACCCUUUUGCUCAUCAUAUUGUACAUUAUGUAUCAUCCUAUGUUUCCUCAAAACUUAGCAGUGGGUGGACUUCCAAAGUGAGAACUCUCUAUACAGACAUUCAGCUUAUGAUGGUGUUAAGCUUAUGCAAUGUGGAACAUGUAGGAUCACAUGUGAAUUCUUAGGCCGGAAACCGUCCUUGUUGUUGAAGCAGAAGGUCCGACCCUCUUAAGUCUACACUGUACCAACAGCACAUCACCUCAACCUCAUUACAUUCAAGGGUUCUGUGCUGAAGAAUUCAGUAAAAGCCCAUGACACCCAUGGAUUAUUUGCAUCUUUUUGAGCCAAGCGUGAAGGAGCUGCACCCAGGCCAGCCACUCCACUCACAUUCCAGGCCAAAAGGAGCCAGAGCCAAGGCAGCCACACCCUUGCUGGUCAAACUUGAGACACACCCUUACAACAGUUAACAUCAAGACAACCCACUGCUCUUAAAGAUACUUGUAAGGUAGAUUUGGUGAACAAAUAACAACCUUUAACCUACCAUUGGUUGUUCCUGAUUCUUUUAAAUGCUGUUUGGCCUUAAGAUGUUGCAGGUCAUCUUUCAAGACACAAUAGACCAGACCUUUUAAGGCUGUGUAGGUGUGAAUGGCCAAUGAUUUUGUUUACGCUUUGAUAGAGGAGAAACAGACAAGUGCAAGAUUAAGCAGAAGAAGAAUAAUUUCUGUGGCAUAAUCUAUUGUGAAGAUGGGUUCAACCUGACCCUGAUAAAGUUUCAGCCCUAAAGAAGAUGGCACCCCCACCAAUGCAACUAAAAACGUUGAUAAAAAAUAGGUAAGUUGUGGAGAAGAGCAGCCUGUUUGAUUCCUUGAUGUUAGUGGAAGAAGUGAGUGUACCUAGAUCUGGGUAGUGGCACUUCACCAGUAUGGAAUAUUUAUGCUCUUUUCUCAGAGGUCAUCUGCAGGAAGCUGUUGGUGGUGUCACAAAGUGUUGGCUGUUUUGUCGGACUAAAGUUUAGUGUGGAGGGUUGUAAUUUUAUCUUUAUCAACUUGCUAAUGCAAACCUAAAAAUAAACCUUAAAUAAAAAUUUUAUUUAGCUUUAUUUAUUUGGAAAGCAUUACACCAAGAAGGUCCUUAAUGUCUUGUUGUAUUUUAUAGUGCAGGGGAUUUGUAUAUCAUUUUAUUUUUUUAUGGGCUUUUAUUUGCUGGCUUUGUUUGAGUAUGUCUGCUUAUUUUUAGUUUUUUCAAAAUUUCAGCCUCCUUUGGAAAGUUUGGCAACAGUUGAAGAAACUGUUGUGAGGGACAAGGUAUGACAAAAGCUAAGUUGAGUUUGUAAAUGGUGUGAUUAAAUGAACUCAUCAGUCCAGGAAGUAAAAAUAAUUUUUCUGAAGAUAUUAAACUUUCGGUUCAUAGGCCAACCUGAAUAUACAAUUGUAGAAGAAAGAUUUUCAUUAGUUCACUCUUUUCUUUGCAGGCAGUUGAGUCUCUCAGAACAAUUGCUGCAGAGCAUUCAAGCCAAGAUUUGGAAAAUCACUUUGUUCCUCUGGUUAAGAGACUAUCACAAGGUUUGCUAGGAUCUUGUGUUUCACAAAUAAGAAAUUAUCAGGCAUUUAUGUCAAACCAAGGCAAAUAAUAAUAUAUUAUAAAGCUAAAAAAAUAUUACUUGCUCAGUAAGUGUUAGAAUGAAUUUGUUAUUAUUUGCAGGAGAUUGGUUCACUUCAAGAACAUCAGCUUGCGGUCUUUUCUCUGUCGUGUAUCCUCGGGUUAAUGCAAAUCUUAAGGCAGAACUAAGGCUGUAAGUGCACUUGAUCUUCUUUACAGUACCAGGUUGUGCUUUAUUAUUGCUCAAAGUUUUGCAUGAAGGCUGAAAUUAGUGUUCUGUGAGGUUUUAGAACUUCUCUAAAGUAAAAAAAUGAUCAGGCAUAUAAAUUUGCUUGUUUGAAAUGUACUCUUAACCUGAACUCAAAUUCCGAAAAUGAAGCAUUUUUGUUAAAUGGAAGCUGAGAAAAUGUCGGCCAAGGUUGGUAUUUGAGAGCGCCAUUUUUGAAAUAAUUAACCCAUUCGCCGCAGAGAUUUUGCCGAAAAACGUGUUUUGAAGCUAGUCGAGUAGUUUCGACCGGCAGAGGCGGUUACAGGCAGCUCAGGGGCGAAUGGGUUAACAAUCAGAGUUUUCUGUUGUUGAGAGAAAUGUUGCAAUUUUCACAACCCGACACGUGAUAACGCAUUAUGAGUUUCAAGUAAGCUAGGACGAAUUAUAGCAAACUUUGCUUACAUUCUGUUUCCCCAAUAAGGUACAAUUGUUUUGAUAUUUCUAAAUCAUUUCCAUGGCUGUAAAAAGCCUUCUAGAGACAGAUUAGAUAUAUGAUCCUUGCAAGGUCGAUGACAGAUAAGGCUGCAGUUAAAUGACCUAUUAUGCAAAUAAGCACAUUGCUAAGGCGAAGAUAUUGUUUACGAAGCCAUAUUGAGAGCACUUCACAAAACGAGUGCAAAUGAAGGUGUGUGCAAAUGUAAACAGACCUUUGACUACCUGAUCAAACAAUUCUGUCUCAGAAGGUUUCCUCCCUUUUCCUAUGUUCUCCUGGGAGGAAACAUAUUAGUUAUAAUGAGUAUCUUCUUGCUUUUAUCUCAUAACAGUAAUUUUCAAAAGUUGUGUGAAGAUGACACACCUAUGGUGCGAAGAGCAGCUUCUGGAAAACUUGGAGUAAGUAUCUCAGUGAUGCAGAAGGAAAAAGCGAUUCAUCUUUCACUUAUGACAACCUACAUGUACUCUCAUUCAUGUAUGAUCUUUUACCACUGAUAUUAGAAGUUGUUUAGCAGUUUUAAAACCAUUUUUGAGCAAGGAUAUAAAGUUCAAACAAUGUUCAUAUAUCUCCAUUCAAAUCAUUGCAAUGGAAUAGACUGUGACACAAGUAUGCUGUCUAUUUCAGGCUAGGCUGAUUUUGAUACAAUAAUAAAAUUAUUACUUUUAUGCUUGGUAUCAAGUCUUUAGGCAAUAACACAGUAAUAUUGAGACUGACAGGGCUUGACUUGUGUGCAACAUUGAGUUUGACAUGGGGUUGCCAGAUACACAUUCUACGUAUUUCUAGUACAGGAUGCAAAGAAGUCAGUUUUUCACUACUUUACAAGCUGCCCCAACCCCUCCAAAAAAAAAUAAUAAAGAAAAAUAAAAAUAAUGAGCAGGAUUUAUUACAGUUCUUCUGUAAUUUGAAUUCCCCAAGUUGUCUGUUAGGCAAAAGCAAAUUCCACGGGCCCUGAGUUAUUAGACACCACUUUCUUUGCGUGCUGUAGUAUAAAAAUUGUUGAAAUAGGCCUAUUAAUGAUAGGAAAGGAAGAUUAGAUUUGCCCUAGCGUACAUUGUUUCUCCUUGAGAUUGUUGUUUAAUGUAGAACCAUAACAAAAAAAGUGAAGAGAAGUUUUCUUUCCGUCACCUUCCCCCUUCACUUUUUUUGCUCUCCCUCCUAUUUUCACAACAAACUUAUUAUCUACGUUGCUUGCCCUUAGCUUUUCAUGCUUGUUAGUUUAAGGUCUGUUACUAACACCCUAACACUUUUAUGUGUGCUCAAUCAACUUUAAGAAUAUUAUUAUUAUUUGUGUGGAUUCUGAUGUUGACUUCCAUGUUGAUUACAGUGUAGAUAGGAAUUUGUGUAUGCAGCAAACAUGCCUUUGUUUUAUGUUUCAUUAAUUGCUAUCUUAGGAAUUUGCAAAAUGCAUGGAGCUAGAGUUUGUCAAAUCAGACCUUGUUAAGCUGUUCAACAACCUUGCUAGUGAUGAACAGGACUCAGUGCGACUGCUUGCUGUAGAAGGCUGUUCAAGUAUUGCAUCAAUUCUGCCAGAUGAGGAUAAGCUAACUCUUCUCAUGCCUACUGUUAGGGCUGCAGCACAGGUACAUAAACCACACCAUUCAACUGUUGUUUUGUGAUGAAGUGGCAUAGAAAUGAAAGCACUAUGUCUCCAUCAUGUUCUAUGUUCCAUUCAUGUACUCAUCUUUUCAUUUCACCAAUGCUUUGCCAUUGUGCAAGGAAUCUGAUUUUAUAAAUACAUGUACUCCAUCUUGUUUUUGUGAAAAUGUAACUUGGCCUGCACAGGUACAUUCUGUAUGUCAUUUGCCCAGGUAGUGAGUGUUUCCAUUAAGUUUCAUCCCUGUUCUUCUAGGACAAGUCUUGGAGGGUGCGAUACAUGGUAGCUGACAAAUUCACAGAGGUAACUUUACGCAAUCUGUUUCCAUUUUUGAGUGCAUUUCAGUUAUGUUAUGGUGGUUUUGUUAUUUUCAUUAAGUGUUACCUAACCAGUAAUCUAAUUGGAAGAGGAAGUUAGGUAAAAGUUUUUCAGAUUAGGCAGGUAUUUUUUCCUAAGUGGUUUAAUAGUGUAAAAACUGUUCACUGGAUGCAAUUUUUAGUUCCAGCACUUGAUUUUCGUUCCAGUUUGCAUCUCCCCUCUACUCAAAAUUAAAUGUGGGUUUUUACACCUUGUAAAUUGGUAUACUACAUGUAUAUUAGAAAGGAGGGUAGUUCCUUUUACCAAGCAAACUAGAUAACAAAAUAUCAGAGAUGAAAAAAGCCCAUUGUCAUGCUUGUAGUAAAAGGAGGGCAUUGAUUGUUUGGAGGCAAGGGAUAGGAUUGGGAAUAAAGUAAUAAUGAUAGUCAUCCUCCUGUUAAAAACCAUUACACCAUUCUUGCAGUUGUAUACUUAUGUUAUUUGUCAUGAUUAGUUGCAAAAUGCUGUAGGAUCAGAGAUCACAAAGAAUGAUUUAGUGCCAGCAUUUCAAGGUUUACUUAAGGAUUGUGAGGCUGAAGUAAGAGCUGCUGCAGCUGGGAAAGUUAAAGGUAAUGCAUUCAUGGUGGUCUAUAAUAAUAUUAGUAUACAUGUAGGAGCUCUAUAAAUAAUACAAGGAGUUGAAAAUGCAUGUCACUAUUACAACAACUGUAUAGUUAUUAGAGUGUAUUGCUUGUGACACUGAGAGAAAGAUAGGGUGAAUUAGUUGGUUAAGUGGUGUUGCGUUAGAGAUUGUCAUUUAAAAAUAUGCAUUGCGUCAAUUAGAUUAAGUGUUAAGUUGCAAUUCAGUUAUUGUUUUUUGAUAAUGUCGAGAAGCACUGCCUUGAUCAUCUUCAAGCUAUCUUAUUUUUUUUAGAUUUUGCCGAUAAAGUUCCUGAGGAUGUUCGUGAGCAGGUGUUGAUGACUAAUUUACUUCCAUGUGUCAAGGUAUGUUGUUACACCAUUAACACUCAGAAGGCUCUAUUACCAGAUAUUGAAUUUGCACUAUGGUCAAAAAAAUUUAUCAUGGUUCUAAUCUAAGCAGAAAAAACUGUUAAAAUGAAAAACAACACGUAUUUACUGCAGAAAUUAGUGAUACAUGUACACAUAUCUUUUUGCUUAACACAGCAGUUGUAAUGAUGAUUAAGGCAGCAACUUGGGGAAAAAUAAUUCACUGCCAUUUGUCUUUUAUCCAUUGUUUAUUGUAGGACUUGGUAAUGGAUCCUAAUCAGCAUGUCAAAUCAGCUUUAGCUUCUGUGAUAAUGGGACUCUCACCAAUGUUAGGAAACGAUAAGUAAGUCUAAAGCAAUGCAUUAUUAAUUUAAAAAAGGUUCAAAAGGUAAUUUUAUAAUUAUCAUUACUUUGAAACUUCUGGACGUUGUCACCUCUUUCGUCAACCUUAUCGCAGCAAAAAGAUUUCUUUGGGAAAUUUUAAAGUUUCUUUGAACCUACCAGACAGAAUGUUUUUAAACUUUGUGAGUAGUUGAAAUAAUCUUUAGCAGUUGAUUGCAAUUUGUGAUAAAAAUGCGGGACAUCUAACUCAGUUUUGAAUUAAAAGAACUAAAUGCUAGAAUUAAACUGUGUUUUAACAGGUACUGAGGAAAGUUCUCGAGUUUGGCAACUAUUUGAUACCAAGUUCCAUUAUUGUAGCAGAAGAAAUUAAUGCAUCACAGUAUUGAUCUGUUAAUUGCAAAGUGCUGAAAAAUGCUACCAGCCAUUGAGAGCCACUUUAAUUCUGAUAGUCAAACUUACUUGUAUUUUCAAUACCUUUAACUGAUGCUUGGUUAAUGUUUUUUAUUUUGUUACUUCGUUUUUAGCACUAUUGAACAUCUUCUUCCCCUUUUCCUUACAAUGUUGAAAGACGAGGUAAAGUAUGAUGUUUUUGUAGUGUACUAUAAUUGCUAGAAAGAUUUUUACAAUUCUCAAAGUUGACAGGUUUUACAAGUAAUGCUAUUUCUUUUGAGGAAGUUAUGUGAGGGCCGGCCGGUGCUUUGCUUUUCUUGCAGAUUCCUGAAGUAAGACUCAAUAUAAUAUCCAACUUGGACUGUGUCAAUCAAGGUACUACAGUGCUGCUUAAAAACAUAACCGGCAGUGGUAAUAUGAAACCUGUUGUUAGUGGUCUCUGACAUUACCUUUAUUUCAUCUCGAAUAUUAGAGUACCUAUAAUAGCUAAUUUUUGAGAAAAAAAAAAGUUUGGAUCGUUGAGGAAUGUUGGAAGGCCAAUUGAGUGCUUAACGGUGAAGACAGUGUUGGCUGUUGUUGCCAAGUGACCAUUAAGUACCAGUUAGUUUAAUACAGGCUUGACGAUAAAUUAUGAGUUUUAGGACAGCUACUUAGGCUACAUGGUGAAAAUGUCAUGAGCGUCGUGAUAUUUUGAGAGUGAUAGGCAUUGCCAGUUUUCAGACGGCUUUCGAUGCACAGUAUUGAUUUGGUUGUUUCUCCCAGGAACAAGUUGUUAUGAAUUUUGAGGUGAAAUCGGUGGGACUCCAAAUUAUUCCUGUUCACUAUCCCCCCACCCCGUCCCCCCCAAAAAAAGACACUCGCUGUGUGACUCCCAGUCAAGUUUCUCCUCUUUUAGUUAUUGUUUCUCCAGUGUUUGUUGAAAGUGUUUAGCUGUUUUGUCUUUUAGCUCAUGAAUCAGUUGUUAGUGGUAUGUUGUUGAGUUACAUGUAGUGCUUAAACCAUUCUUACAAUAAAUUACUUGUCAAUGAUAAUUAUUUGAUUCCUUUUUAGUUAUUGGCGUUAACCAGCUGUCACAGUCUUUACUACCUGCCAUCUUUGAGCUUGCAGGAGACACCAAAUGGCGUGUACGACUGGCAAUUAUAGAGUACAUGCCAUUACUAGCCAGUCAGUUGGUAAGUACCACAACAAUUACUAUCUGGACUGGUGACCAACAAACAUCAAAGUUGUAAUUCCUUCUCUGCCAGAGUCAAUAAGCUUAUUAAGAUGGCAGAUGUAGUUCUACCUUUUGAGUAUAUUAAGGUCUGAAAAUGUGAUCAUGUAAAAUGUUGUCAAUACUUUUAGUCGACUGACAGAAGAAACGACUCAGUAGCUGUACUAGUCCCUUUCCUCACUAAUGUUAUCAUAUGUAGCUGACUCAUAACAUUACUGUCUCAUGCAUUCUAUCAGGGUGUAGAAUUCUUUGAUGAGAAGCUUAACAGCCUGUGUAUGACUUGGCUUGUAGAUCACGGUGAGUCAGGUUAUUAAUUUUUACCUCAACCCUUUCCUUUCCUUUUCUUGAUAUUUUUUUAAUAGAUACCAGCAGACACUAAACCUUUUGCUAAGCAUCAUGUGUCAUUUUUAAGAUUUGCUAAUGAAUCUGUUCUGUCUUUGUAGUGUAUGCUAUCCGAGAAGCAGCAGCAAAAAACCUUAAAAAGUUAGUAGAAAAGUUUGGAACCGAGUGGGCUCAGGUGAGGAAAUAAUGGUCAAUUUGAUCUUGACUUGAUUCGUGUUUUUCUUUGUCCCCCAAAACUGGGAGAUGGUACAAAUACACCGGUACUCAACUGAUUACGGCCGACCGUCUUUUGUUUAAGGAGAAGGGGUUAGUUUCUAAAGAAACUCUGAAGUUGUGUCGGUGGGGAGGGAGGGAAAUGAAGCGCAGCUAGCCGUCUUUCAUCUUAACGAAUCCAAAGGGUAACAAAGGGCAGGAGAGGGCUGUUGGGCUGUUGGGCUGUGGUUUUCUGUUGCUGUGACGAGAGUAGACGUCUUCCUUCCUGGAGGUGUCGCCAUGUUUGUUGCUGGUUCUUGCUUUUGCUGCGAAAUGUUUUUCUCCACCCAACACUCCUGUUUCCCUUCAGUAAUUCUAAAAAUUGAAUUUCAGCUGAAGAAGAGCCACUUUGUAGUUAUUUUUAUAUCAAUCAGAUGAGGAGAGUGACCUCUACCUUUUGAUCCUCUUAACAUAUAAUAACCGUUAUUUUUUUUUCUUUUUUAGAGCAAAAUUAUUUCAAAAGUGUUGUCCAUGGCUACAAAUCCAAACUAUCUCCACAGGCUUACCACUCUAUACUCAAUAAACGUAAGUCGUCCCAGCUCCUUCUACUUUUGAACACCGUGUUCUGAAUGUAGUUAGUUUCGUUUGCUAUCGUGGUUUUAUAGUGUGACCUAAACCACCCAAACAUGCUACCGUGGUAGAGUCAGGUGUUUUUGUUCAUUAGUCAUUUCACCCUGAAAACCUGAUCACCUAAAAUCUGUGUUUCCUUUAAUAUCCACUUCGGUUGGCAUUGCCUCGAAAAUUUGAUGUUUUUGGAUAAAGCUAGCUUACUUUAUAAGAAGUGAAUAGCACAACAUUUCAGUAAAUGGUUAUAUAUAUACUUUGUUUUGUCAUUUUUUCUUGUAUAGUUUUUUCUUACGUGUUGUUCAAAAAAUUAUGGCAGGUGCACCAUGGUUAACCGCUGUUGUAACACUACGCAGCAUGUUACUAAUAUUACACAAAAUGAUUUUGAAUCGAAUCUCCCAAUAAAACCUAGCGAUGCAGGGUGCAAAGAAAAUCAUUUUUACAGCUUGCCAUUCUGGCAAGCUAAAGCGAGCAUUUACUAGCCCAGAAGUUAUUUCAACGAGCCCCAAAUCCUUUUUGACUAGCAGAAUUGAAUUCACAGUUCUUCUGUUAAUCGAAUUCCUCAAAAACAUCAAUUGCCCGUCGGGCAAGUUAAAAACAGAAUUCACUAGCCCGAUAGCAAAAUCCACUAGCCCUGAGCUAUUGGACACUACUUUCUUUGCACGCUGCAAUGUUUUUUUAGUAGAAGCCAAGAUCAGAGUGUUCUAUUUUUUUUUUUACAUAUUGCAGGUAUUAGCAGAAGUCAUGGAUCCUAAGAGUGUAGUAGACGUCAUGUUGCCGGUUGUUAUCAGUUUAGCUGGUGAUUCUGUGGCAAAUGUUCGCUUUAAUGUCGCCAAAACACUACAAAAAAUCGCCCCGGUUCUGGAUGAAAAGUAAGAACUCUCCCUUUUCUUUCACUAGAAACACGCUGUUAGAAUGUAAAAUACGCUCAUUUUUUUCCACAGUACCAUCAAAACCCAGAUAAAACCAGUGCUUGAUAAACUAAAUGGCGAUAAUGAUGUGGAUGUGAAAUAUUUUGCACAGGAAGCCUUAACAGGUAUGGAUAUGAUGUGACAAUGUUAGUGUCCCAUGUGUCUAAAAUUUACGUCAGAUUGUUGAUGUUUUGAUGCCACGUGGAUUUAACUUCCUCAUAAUUAUCUUGCUUAGGUACGGAAGGUAAAAAGACAAACGACUUAAUACUGAACAAGCCUGAGUUACUAACAGGCGAUUGCCUUGUGUGUUGGCCUUGAAAGUAGUGCAUUGCGGCCAUAUGGCGGCCGCCUUCACUUAACAAUUUAUCUCACUUGAUAUUUUGUUUCCAUUAGUUUUCUAGCUUGUUUGGUAAUCGCUGUGGAUCAAGUUCUUUCGUACUAA
Molecule: messenger RNA, 15581 nt
Organism: Porites lobata
Lineage: Eukaryota; Metazoa; Cnidaria; Anthozoa; Scleractinia; Poritidae
Source: the annotation of a GenBank genome assembly